Molecule: messenger RNA, 1641 nt
Organism: Papilio xuthus (Asian swallowtail)
Lineage: Eukaryota; Metazoa; Arthropoda; Insecta; Lepidoptera; Papilionidae
Gene: Ifrd1
Product: Interferon-related developmental regulator 1
Exons: 9
Coding region: 241-1524 (427 amino acids)
Source: RefSeq, a predicted model, not a curated record
UGACAGGCUGACAAAGCGCAUUGCGCAAAGCAGCAGAGUCGUGUGUGCAUGAUACACGGUUAAACAUGUUAAAAACUUUUCCUGAAAUUUUAGUUUUAUGUUACAUUCGGUGCCCAAAUUGUUGUAUAAGAACUGAUAUAAUAAACUUUUCUCCUUCUUGAUUAAGUGAGAAAUAUAGUUAAAUAAUAAAUAGUGAAUAUAUUUUUUGUUUGUGUAAGUCAGCUACGUUCCAAAAUCAAGAUGCCAAAAGGAAAGAAAAAGGGUAAAUACGAACAUAAAAGAACGGAGCAAGCAUACUCUUCAGAUGAAGAUGCUGGUAUAGAUAUGACCAUAGACAACUGCUCGGAGAUAUCAGGCCAGUCUGACUUGAAGAGCAACCAUGAAGAUGCAGAAAACGAUGUCCAAGAGAAAUUAGAGGAGAAGGUGCUGGAGUUGAUUGAGGCGUUGAACGCUCGAGCGAACGCGGCGCGCGCUGCGGCGCUGGUUUCCCUUCAAGGAGCACUGCAGCGUCGUUACCUGGCGGGCCUGCUGGCUAACCACCGCGCCACACUCGCAGAUCACAUCUCGCGCACGCUGCGCCGCGGCAGGGACGGAGAGCGCAGAGCCGCCGCUAAUGUCGCACCACUACUAGCACUGCAGAUAGGUGAGGAGGGCACAGAAGAGUUCAUGAAGGAGGUGCGGCCCGCACUGUUUGCCGCUUGCACAGACAAGUCUGCCUCGCUUGAAACUAGGACUGAUUGCUGCUCAUCUCUGGCUGUACUGUGCUACUUACUGGAGGAUGACCUCACUGAGAUUAUCGAGAUCCUUCGCAUGUAUGAGUCCAUAUUCAGCGGCAGCUAUCUUAAAGGCGACAGCAGCGUGAAGGUGUCGGGCGCGGCGGUGGAGGAGGGGUUGUGGCACGCGGCGGCGCUGGACGGAUGGGCGCUGCUGUUCGCGCUGGCGGAGCCCGCGCACGCCGCCGCCAUGCUGCGCGCGCACCCGCCCUCGCCCGCCCGGCUGCUGCAGCUGCUGGAGGCCUGCAACCUCGAGGUGCGUAUGGCGGCGGGCGGAGCGCUGGCGGUGGCUCACGAGCGGUCUGCGGAGGACGAGGUGUGGGCGGCGGGCGAGGCGGCGCUGCUGGCCCGCCUGGCACAGCUUGCGCGCGACCCCCACAAGUACCGCGCCAAGCGAGACCGCAAGCUGCAGCGCGCCACGUUCAGAGAUAUACUCAAGUACUUCGAGGAGGACGAGGUGCCCGAGCUGUCGGUGCGUGUGGGCAGCGAGGCGGUGGUGUGCGACACGUGGGGUGCGCGCGCCGCGUACGCCGCGCUGGCCGGCGCCCUGGGCGGCGGUCUGCGCGCCCUGGCCCCGCACUGCGCCCCGCUGCGACACGCCCUGGCCCUGCCCGCCUCCCCGCCCCUCGCACCACCGCCCACGAGACAGGACAAGCUGCAGCGGCAUUUGCAGAACAACGCGGCGUGCAAGGCGCGGACACUCGCACGCAACAAGAGCCGCGACAAGCGCUCCGCCGCCCUCGCCCUCUAACCACACACACAUACACACACACAGACUCGUAGCGGGCGGUUCGUUAUUCUUUAAUUAUAUAAAAUAUAUGUUAAUAUAUAAAAUAGAGUCAAAACAAACAUUUCAAGAAAAAAUAAU